Selaginella moellendorffii is the source of this 1993-nucleotide messenger RNA. Its product is annotated as dual specificity protein kinase shkD-like. The record is from RefSeq and is a predicted model, not a curated record. Gene Ontology annotation, biological process: protein phosphorylation; regulation of DNA-templated transcription. Gene Ontology annotation, molecular function: ATP binding; protein kinase activity. Lineage: Eukaryota; Viridiplantae; Streptophyta; Lycopodiopsida; Selaginellales; Selaginellaceae. The transcript is spliced from 12 exons. The coding region runs from base 73 to 1935 and encodes 620 amino acids.
GGUGGUGGCAGCGGUGGCAAUGAAGGUGGUGCUGGCGGCGAUGGAAGUGAUUUUCUAUCGGCCUCGAGGAAGAUGCUUCCCAAGCACUUUGGCAACGUCUUGCAGUCCAUGGGACAGGCCGUGUACAUCUUCACUCCCUCUGGCGAGGUGACAUACUGGAACCACGCCGCGGAGCUUCUUUUUGGGUGGAGCGAGGCCGAGGCGGUGGGACGCAAGGUGUCCGAGCUCAUUGUGGAGCAGUCGGCUCAGGGGUUCUUGUCGGAGCUGGUUGCGCGGCUAGGGAAUGGCGAGUCGUGGACGGGCCAGUUCCCGCUCAGGAAGAAGAACGGGGAGGUUUUCACCGCCUCGGUCUCGGACAAUCCGUUCUAUGACGACAAUGGUGUGCUCAUGGGCAUCGUCGGCGUGGCCCACGACGUACGUAUGCUCCAGGAGCAGCCGAAUCCACUGGCGGCUCCUCGAGAGAACUGGGAAGAUCUGGAGAAGCAGCACAAAAAAACUCCGUUUCCGUCAUCGAUCUCUCAGUUGGCUUCUAAAGUUAUGUCAAAGUUGCGAGUGAACGACAACAGCGACGAUCGAGAAGGUGGCAGCAAUGGCAGCCAGAAAUCCCACGAAGAAUCGCCCGGUGACAAGGAAAGGCACGACUUCCAGUCUCCGCCAGGGAGCGGGCCAUCGCCAACCAAAAACUCCUCGAGACAGCAGCAGCAGCUCGAUUCGGACGGAAGUCCCCACGGCGAAGAGAACCGCUGGAACGGUGCUCGGAGAGCUCUGAGCAACAAGGCCGAGACGUGGAUGGCGAAGAAAGGAAUAAGCUGGCCGUGGAACUCUCCUCCGGAUUACAGUGACUCGUCGGACUCAAGCGUGAAGAAGAACAACAUCAUCUGGCGACUCGUGAAAAAGCCGAGAGAUCAUGAAAGCGGAGAGAACAGACCGAGGUUCGGGCAUAGCCACAGCACCCCUCCCAGGCUCUACAACCCCGGCAGCCAUGAUCCGGAGGAGUUCGUCGGAAGUGGUGCCAGUGGACGAAGCAGCGAGUCGAGCUUCCAAAGUUUGAACCAUUCGGGAGUGGAGGACGCGGAGGAGAUUCGCUGGGAGGAGCUCACGAUCCGCGAGCUGAUCGGACAGGGCUCCUGUGGAUCCGUGUACCGUGGAAUGUGGUGUGGCUCUGACGUCGCUGUCAAGGUUUUCUCCGAGCGUGGAUUUUCUCCAGCUCUUCUGGAUGAUUUCCGCAAGGAGGUGGCGAUCAUGAGGAAAGUCCGCCACCCGAAUGUGCUGCUGUUCAUGGGAGCCGUGGCGACGCCGGACAAUCUCUGCAUUGUCACCGAGUUUCUUCCUCGUGGAAGUUUGUUUCGCUUGUUGCAUCGGAAAACUCCUGGAUUGGAUCUGAGGCGCCGACUGAGAAUGGCUUUAGACAUUGCACGAGGAAUGAAUUAUCUUCACCACUGCAAGCCUCCAAUCGUUCACCGCGAUCUCAAGUCCUCGAACCUCCUCGUGGACAAAGAUUGGACCGUCAAGGUGGGGGACUUUGGUCUUUCGAGGCUCAAGCAUGCAACGCUUUUGACAACAAAGUCAGGACGCGGGACUCCACAAUGGAUGGCGCCGGAAGUGCUGAGAAACGAGCCUUCUGACGAGAGAGCCGACGUCUACAGCUUUGGCGUGAUUGUCUGGGAGCUCGCCACGGAACAAGUUCCCUGGGACGGAAUGAAUCCCAUGCAAGUUGUGGGAGCUGUGGGAUUCAUGAACCAACGAUUGACAAUCCCUCCAAACACAGACCCGGGAUUCACUGCUCUCAUGGAACAAUGUUGGCAAAGCGAUCCCAAAGCGCGACCCUCUUUCGAGGAGAUCAUUGCCAGGAUCCGCGAAUUGCUAGCACAAAUAGCGGGAUCGGCAUCGAAGUCACAGUCGAAUGCUAGCGAAGAAUCGACCGCACAGAGUUGAGAGAAGAAGCGCUUGUGUAUAGCUAAAAGGUGUAUAUUUGAUAUGCUUUUUGGUGUCA